AUGGAUGAUCAAGGAAGAAGGAGAGGAGUGUCAGAGGAGGGAGAGGAGCAGGUCAAAGAGGGAGAGGAGCAGGUCAAGGAGGGAGAGGAGCAGGUCAAAGAGGGAGAGGAGCAGGCCAAGAAGGGAGAGGAGCAGGCCAAGAAGGGAGAGGAGCAGGCCAAGAAGGGAGAGGAGCAGGUCAAAGAGGGAGAGGAGCAGGCCAACAAGGGAGAGGAGCAGGUCAAAGAGGGAGAGGUGCACGUCAAAGAGGGAGAGGAGCAGGCUGUGAAGGGAGAGGAGCAGGCCAAGAAGGGAGAGGAGCAGGCCAAAGAGGGAGAAGAGCAGGCCAAGAAGGGAGAGGAGCAGGUCAAAGAGGGAGAGGAGCAGGUCAAAGAGGGAGAGGAGCAGGCCAAGAAGGCAGAGGAGCACGUCAAAGAGGGAGAGGAGCAGGCCAAGAAGGGAGAGGAGCAGGUCAAAGAGGAAGAGGAGCAGGCCAAGAAGGGAGAGGAGCAGGUCAAAGAGGGAGAGGAGCAGGCCAACAAGGGAGAGGAGCAGGUCAAAGAGGGAGAGGUGCACGUCAAAGAGGGAGAGGAGCAGGCUGAGAAGGGAGAGGAGCAGGCCAAGAAGGGAGAGGAGCAGGCCAAAGAGGGAGAAGAGCAGGCCAAGAAGGGAGAGGAGCAGAGGGAGAGGAGCAGGUCAAAGAGGGAGAGGAGCAGGCCAAGAAGGGAGAGGAGCAGGCCAAAGAGGGAGAAUAGCAGGCCAAGAAAGGAGAGGAGCAGGUCAAAGAGGGAGAGGAGCAGGUCAAAGAGGGAGAGGAGCAGGGUCAAGGAGGGAGAGGAGCAGGCCAAAGAGGGAGAGGAGCAGGUCAAAGAGGGAGAGGAGCAGGUCAAAGAGGGAGAGGAGCAGGCCAAGCAGGUCAAAGAGGGAGAGGAGCAGGCCAAGCAGGUCAAAGAGGGAGAGGAGCAGGCCAAGAAGGGAGAGGAGCAGGCCAAAGAGGGAGAGGAGCAGUUCAAGAAGGGAGAGGAGCAGGCCAAGAAGGGAAAGGAGCAGGCCAAAGAGGGAGAGGAGCAGGUCAAGAAGGGAGAGGAGCAGGUCAAAGAGGGAGAGGAGCAGGUCAAAGAGGGAGAGGAGCAGGCCAAGAAGGGAGAGGAGCAGGUCAAAGAGGGAGAGGAGCAGGUCAAAGAGGGAGAGGAGCAGGUCAAGGAGGGAGAGGAGCAGGUCAAGGAGGGAGAGGAGCAGGCCAAGAAGGGAGAGGAGCAGGCCAAGAAGGGAGAGGAGUAG
This is a messenger RNA of Knipowitschia caucasica, 1260 nucleotides long. Lineage: Eukaryota; Metazoa; Chordata; Actinopteri; Gobiiformes; Gobiidae. The record is from the annotation of a GenBank genome assembly.